This is a messenger RNA of Neomonachus schauinslandi (Hawaiian monk seal), 1281 nucleotides long. RefSeq names its product serine hydrolase like 2 (gene SERHL2). The coding region runs from base 57 to 986 and encodes 309 amino acids. The transcript is spliced from 12 exons. Lineage: Eukaryota; Metazoa; Chordata; Mammalia; Carnivora; Phocidae. The record is from RefSeq and is a predicted model, not a curated record.
CACGGGCCGCGACCUUACGGCGGUGACGACCGCCGCGCGACAGCAGGACGGCCGCAAUGGGUCUGUUCUCAGAGCUGAAGCUGGCUGUGCCCUGGGGCCACAUCGCUGCCAAAGCCUGGGGCUCCCAGCACGCCCCCCCGGUUCUUUGCCUGCACGGCUGGCUGGACAAUGCCAACUCCUUUGACAGACUCAUCCCUCUUCUUCCGAAAGACUUUCAUUAUGUUGCCAUGGAUUUCGGGGGACAUGGGCUCUCGUCCCAUUACAGCCCCGGUCUCCCGUAUUACCAGGAAAACUUUGUGAGUGACAUCCGGAGAGUUGUAGCAGCCUUGAAGUGGAAGCGUUUCUCCAUCAUGGGCCAUAGUUUUGGUGGCGUGGUGGGCGGAAUGUUUUCCAGUAUCUUUCCCGAGAUGGUGGAUAAACUUAUCUUGCUGGACACAUUGCCAUUUGCCCUGGAUGCUAAAGGAGUAGAGGACGUGCUGACCUACAGGCGGGGAGCCAUAGAGCACAUGCUGCAGGUGGAGGCCUCCCAGAAACCCCGGCAGGUGGUCAGCCCAGAGGAGAUGCUGCAGAGGUUCCUGAAGAACAACAGUCACGUGAGUGAGGAGUGCGCGCGACUCCUCCUUCAGAGGGGAACCACUGAGGUGGCCACAGGUCUAAUAAUGAAUAGAGACCGGAGGAUGGCUUUGCCGGAGUACAGCAUGGAUUUCAUCAGCAGGGAGCUGUUUGUGCACUCCGCCAAAAAGCUGCAGGCCCACGUCCUGCUCCUCAAAGCAAUCCAAGGAUAUUAUAAUGUGAGGAGAGAGAACGACAGUGACAGGAACGUCAUGCUUUUUGUGAUGGACACGCUGAAAUCAGUCCUAAAGGAGCGGUUCCAGUACAUAGAAGUCCCGGACAACCAUUACGUCCACCUGAACCAACCCCAGAACGUGGCCGGUUUCAUCAGCGCCUUUCUGCUGAGCAAGGAGACAGCACCACAUGAGCUGUAGCCUGGGCCUGGGCCUUCGGAGACCUGGUACCCACCACUCGGCACCCGGAUCCCUAGUGCCAGGCCCCCCAGCCAGGCCCGGUGUGGUGGGGACAGGCCUCAUUGGUCUGAAGCCCAGCAGGUGCUGAGGCAGAGAAUCCUGGGCAGAAUUUGGGGGGGGACAGGGGGCAAGAUUCUUUUUAACAUUUGUGACUUCAAGGGGGAGACCGUGUUUGGAUUUGGGGGCAUUGUCUGUUUCGUGGCUGAUGAUCUGCAGAGAGCGGGUAGCAGAUGGAGGGAGGAGAGGCCAGGUGACU